UGAAGACCCCUCGACGCCGGUUGUCCACAUACAAAACAAUAAGAACAAAUAUAAGAGAACGAGAACAGAAACUGAGACUAAUCGAGUUCAUUUACCAAAAAAAAUAAACAAAAUAGUGUGGCUUUUGUUUCCUCUUAUUGGAUAACUUCAAGAUGCGUCUUCAAAAUUCGUGGUUUGGCUUAUUGCUGUUUGGUGCUGUUUGUCUGGUCGGCAUUGAGAGUAGAAGAGUACGCGUGAGGCCCCAGGAGCAAGAGGAAGAUUCCUACUAUGCAGAUCAGCAAGAAGAUGAGAGGGUAGUCUACAUUUCAUCGGCGGAUCAAUAUAAUGGACUCUAUGGACAGCAAGCCGCUUCCAGAAGUUCUCAGGACAACUACAUUCCUAGACAAUCACCAACUUCCAAGCCUCAAGCUCAAUCUGUGAGGAAUAAGGAACCAGCCAAGCAAGCUCCAGUACAAACAAUUCGGAACUACAACAAAGUAAACGACGAUGGAUCUUUCACCUUCGGUUACGAGGCCGCUGAUGGCAGUUUCAAGGAGGAAACUAGGGGCACCGAUUGUGUAGUCAGAGGAAAAUAUGGAUAUGUAGAUCCUGAUGGCAACAAAAGGGAAUUCACUUACGUAUCCGGAAACCCUUGCGAUCCCAACGCUCCAAAAGAAGAGGAAGAUAGGCCCGAAUCUGAUAGACAAGAAGCAGACAGUGGUCCAGCCAACUACCCAACCAGACCAAUCAGACCGAUUGCUAGACCCGUUACUACCGCAGCACCUAAACCAGUCACUGUUUUCCAGAAUCAAUACGACCAAGAGGAAGAUGAACAACCGGAACCAGAACAAGUUCUCAGACCACAGCCGGUACCACAAGCGAGACCUCGUCCAGUUUACAUUACACGUCCGCAAUAUGAACAGGAAGAGGAACGUCCAGUCUACCAGCAACGACCAAGGAUUGUCUCAAUCCCAUCAACGACUCCAGCUUCUGUUAUUUACAAGCAAAGCAUUAGCCCGAUCAAUAUUACGCCCCGACCGACCCAGAGAGCUCAACCAGCGACCACUUAUCGACCACAAUUGCUUCAAGUAGCGGUUACCCCACGCCCGGCACUUCUCUAUACCAAACAAAUAGCUUCAGCUGCUCGUCCAACUUCCCCAACUCCGUCGUCCACUCGCGGUGGAAAUGGUGGCAACAUUGACUUCGACGCUGAAUUCCAAAAGUUCCAACAGGAAAACAACAUCGUUGCCCCAACGCCCGCCGUACUUCAAAAAACCACUAAGCCUAAAGCACCAUCUCCUACGAACCAAGUUUACUCCUCCGAAUUAGUCUACGACCCAAGUUCAGGUCAAUAUAACACCCAGCUGUAUCAAAGUUUGCCACAAACUGAGGGCGAUUUCACCUUGAACCACCGCAUCCAACCGUACGUGCAUCAACCUGGUUCUCAAUUGGUGAAUGUUCAACAAUUGCAAUCUCAAAGCCCGUUGUACAGAAGUCGCCCAAGCAAUAAUCAGGCUCUAUACCAACAGCAACAAGCCGAACUCCAAUUCCAAAACUCCGCUCAACUCUACGCUCAACAACAAAAAGUCCGCAACCAAAAUUCCCAGACUUCCCCCCAACAGUUCUACUACAUCCAACCAAGCCUUCAGCAACCGCAAGGUUUCCACCAGGGUAGCCAAAUUGACGCCUUCCUACGUGGACACAACAUCCAAUUUUAAAGACUUUAACUAAGUGAGCAUUCAACCCAUAAAAUUGAUGUAUAUAAAUA
Messenger RNA from Nicrophorus vespilloides, 1747 nucleotides. RefSeq names its product putative mediator of RNA polymerase II transcription subunit 12. Bases 153 to 1697 code for a protein of 514 amino acids. The record is from RefSeq and is a predicted model, not a curated record. Lineage: Eukaryota; Metazoa; Arthropoda; Insecta; Coleoptera; Silphidae. Gene Ontology annotation, molecular function: structural constituent of chitin-based larval cuticle. The transcript is spliced from 3 exons. Gene Ontology annotation, cellular component: chitin-based extracellular matrix.